AUGUGCAAGCAUUUCACAGCUAUAGAUCUAGAAUGUCUUUUCUGCUUACUGGUUGGAACACGACGGAAUGGCAAGCCAUCAAUUUCAGAGGCCAAAGUUGAAGAAUUUGGGGCAGAAUAUUUUAACAAAAUCAUGGAGUAUGUAUGCUCUCAGGAGCAUGUUGCAGCAGCACUCAAGGAAGGAUCACUAAACAUUGAUUCCAGACUAAGUCAUGUAAUACACCGAAGGCUUAAGCAAACAUUAAAGAAUAUCUUAUGGAAUAUGAAAGAAACAAUGGUUAAGUGGUUCUAUGUUGUCAAGAAAGAAAAGUUAACCCCUACCAUCAGUACUUUCCAAUGCAUGUGGUAAUCUUACAUCAUUCAAAGUGGCUCAAGACCAGCCGUUCGUCAAGAAAUGCUUUGUCACAGUGUUCAAUGGUGACGAAAGGGAACAUGUUGUGACACUAAACGAAGAGGCUGUGUACAAAUCCAUAUACACUGAUGAAAAUGUGUAUACAAUGUUUGGAAAGGAAGUCUGUCUAGUAGUUGAUAUCGCGUUGGCUAAGGGUGGCCCAGAAUCGAUUCUAGAGUCUUAUUACUCAACAAUGAAAUCCCAACUGCAACCUGGAGGUCAAAGUAAUGACACCUUGUCUGUCCGUACCAAGCUGGACUGGUGUCUACCGAAUGUCUUGCAGGGAGACAGGAUGAUCAAAGAGGUUGCAAAUCUCUACAUCAAUCGUGACAAGAAGAAAGGGCUAAAAAAACACAAAGCUCCUGUACUUUGUGAGCGACCACCUACAGGCAGCAACACCAGUAAAGUGAUCAAAAGAAUAGAGAAAAGUGACGCUAGGUUACCAUUUCUAUUAUGA
Paramuricea clavata is the source of this 847-nucleotide messenger RNA. Lineage: Eukaryota; Metazoa; Cnidaria; Anthozoa; Malacalcyonacea; Plexauridae. The record is from the annotation of a GenBank genome assembly.